AUGGCUCUAGGGGUCCUGGCUCAGCAACUAGCACCGUACAAAAGAGCAGUAGCCUACUUCUCCAAGCAAUUGGACAAAGUUAGCAAAGGAUGGCCCACCUGCCUAAGGGCCGUAGCAACAAUGAUCAUAAAUAGAGAAGAAGCCAGGAAAUUUACAAUGGGACAGAAAAUGACUGUGUUAGUGUCCCACACAGUAUCUACGGUACUGGAACAGAAAGGAAAUCAUUGGCUGUCACUCUCCCAGUUUCUGAAAUAUCAGGUAAUCCUGGCUGAAUCAGAUGACAUAACCAUUCAGGGGACUAACAUUGUUAACCCAGCUUCAUUCCUAGAAGGAAGAAUCUCGGCUGCACCUGUCGUGCAUGACUGCCUGGAAACCAUAGAAGCGGUGUACUCCAGCUGCCUGGACCUUAAAGAAGAACCACCCCUGGAUGCAGAAGAUUGGUUUACUGAUGGCAUCAGUUUCAUAAUGCAAGGUGUGAAGAUGGCUGGGUAUGCUGCGACCACCACUACUGAGGUAAUCAAAUCAAAUCCUUUGCCCUCAGGAACCUCAGUCCAGAAAGCAGAACUGAUAGCUCUCAUUCGAGCUUUAGGAUUGGCAGAAGGAAAACAAAUUAACACCUGGACUGACUCCAAAUAUACCUUUGGCAUAGUUCACACUCAUGGAGCAAUUUGGAAAGAAAGAGGACUUUUAAUUCUUCAAGAAAAAGUUGUGAAAUAUGCUGAAGAAACUCUACGAUUACUAGAAGCUGUACAACUCCCCUCUCAGGUGGCAAUUAUGCACUGCCAAGGACACCUGAAAGGUAACACUGUCCUGGAAAUAGGAAACAGAAAAGCUGAUGCAGAAGCUGAAUUAGCUGAUGCAAGAAGUAAAGAACUACCAGUAGCAGCUUUAGUGCUAGAAGAACUAGACACAGAUCAACAGGUAGAAUAUCAAGAAACAGAUUACAAGUGGAUACAUGAAAAUGAAGGAGAACCACUACGAGAUAAGUGGGAUGGACCCUACCACGUGCUGAUGACAACCUUCACAGCAAUCUGGGUGAAAGAGAAACCCACGUGGAUCCACUACUCUCAAGUCAAGAGAGCUCCAGAGGAAGCAUGGACCUCGGGAGACAAAUCAUCUACUCUCAAGCCUUCUCAAUGCUGACUUUUGGACUGAUAAGGACAUUGGUGCUAGAU
This is a messenger RNA of Lepidothrix coronata (blue-crowned manakin), 1175 nucleotides long. RefSeq lists its product as uncharacterized. The record is from RefSeq and is a predicted model, not a curated record. Lineage: Eukaryota; Metazoa; Chordata; Aves; Passeriformes; Pipridae. Gene Ontology annotation, molecular function: nucleic acid binding; RNA-DNA hybrid ribonuclease activity. The transcript has 2 exons. Bases 1 to 1143 code for a protein of 380 amino acids.